Molecule: messenger RNA, 2108 nt
Organism: Gossypium arboreum
Lineage: Eukaryota; Viridiplantae; Streptophyta; Magnoliopsida; Malvales; Malvaceae
Product: calmodulin binding protein PICBP
Exons: 2
Coding region: 1-1932 (643 amino acids)
Molecular function (GO): calmodulin binding
Source: RefSeq, a predicted model, not a curated record
AUGAAUACAUCUCAUUUGGGGAACCAAAACCCACCCUUUGAAGAUGGUUCAAAAAAGGUGACCAACAAGCUUGAAAUUGGUAUCCAAGCUGAUCAUCAUAUUGAUGGCAAGAACAAAGGGACUGAUUUGAAGAAAAAAAUGAAGAAGUGUAGAUCAAUCAAGUUAUCAGAUAUUAAGGAGGGCCUAAGAUCAUCAUCACCUUUGGUUUCAAGGAAAACUGUUUCUCAGCCUGUUAAACCAUCACCACCACCUCACAGCAACAGCAGGUCUAUCAUCAAAGGAGCUAGCAAUGGAUCACCAAACUACAUGAAGUCCACCAGCAGUUCAGAGGCUAAAAAAGAGACCGCCGCCAGCAGUCAGGUGAGUUCUCGUAGGAAAAGUUCGGCUUCCGGUUUAACAAGAACGUCUAGUUUGAAGUUAACAAAAACUCCUAGUUUCAAACCUGUUAGAGCUUCCGCCAAAAGGUGUUCCAAGGUUGCUUUGCGUUCAGAUAUGAAUGUACAGAAAGCUACAUGUUCUUCAACUUUAAAGGAUUCGAAGUUUCCAGCUUAUCUUAUGCUUAAUCCUGGUGGAACCGAGUAUGAAGGAACUUCAAUUGUGAAGGUUUGUUCAUAUACUUAUUGUUCACUCAAUGGUCAUCAUCAUGCUCCUUUGCCUCCAUUGAAAUGUUUCUUGAAAGCAAAAAGACGUUCAAUGAAAGUACAAAGAAGCAUGAAGGUGGAAGCUUUGAGCCCAAGAAAGGCUUGUGGUGAUGGAACAGAGGAAUUGAACUUCUCCAUGGACUUUUUUGUUGAAACAUAUGGCAAAAGCAAAGGUGAGGAUAGUUCUGAAUGUGGCAAUGAAACAGCUCCAGAGCCUGAAACUGUGUCACGAGGUUCACUAAACGCUGAGAUUGAUUUUGGUGAAAAUGUUGAACAUGGCAGUGAAGUUGUUUCGCAAGUAGAUACCAACGAGAACGAAGAGUUUCGAGGGAUUUCGGCUAAAGAAGAAUCCUCACCAUGGAGUUUUAAUGAUGGGGACAAGCAGGAAGGUGUUUCGAGCUCUUAUGACGAUACCAUGUUUGAAGUUAUUGAUAUGGAGUGGGAUAAAUGGCCAUUUUCUGCUUCACAGUCCGGCGAUGAAGCCUGUUCUGCAAUAGAAUCUGAUACGAGCAUCGAGGAUUCAUCGGAAACCGUUAGGAAUGACAUGACAGAGGAGGGUGUGACCGACGAUAAUGAAUGUACAAACGACAUUGAUACAUGUAGCCAGGUAUCUGAAACCUUAUGUUCUGACCAAGUUUUGGCUACUACCACGGAUGAAGAACAUGGGGAACCAACAUCAGGCAAGGAGGAAAUUUUGGAGAAUGGAGUUCCUGCAACAAUUAACGAGGUUUCUGAAGUAGAUUCUACAUUUGAAGUUCCAAGUAGCGAAAUUCGAGACAAAACCGGGAACGUAGAUGUUGCCGGAUUGUUGGUUGAAGCUAAUGAUUCUAUUAAUCAGACCCUAGAGGAACAUGAAGAUGCUGCAGAUGAAGACACUAGGCACAAGCCAAGAAGCAAAGCUAUUGCAAAUGAAGAACUUCCCGAAAAGCACACCACGAAAUGGACGAUUGGACAUGGAAGACACGACGAGAACAACGACGAGUUGAAGACAUUCAACCCGAGAGAACCGAAUUUCCUAUCUGUUGUUCCAGAGACAGAUAAAGAAAAAGUUGAUCUAAGGCAUCAAAUGAUGGAAGAAAGGAGAAAUGCAGAGGAAUGGAUGUUAGAUCAUGCACUUCAACAAACAGUAACGAAGCUUGGACCAGCUAAAAAAAAGAAAGUGGCAUUACUUGUUGAAGCUUUUGAAACAGUCUUACCAUUGCCUAUAACUAAAUGUGAAACUCAUUUAAGGCAUCAUACUUCAACAGGAUUUGCUCAUAGCCAUGGUAGAACCAUUCAAGCUUGUAACUGAUAGACUGUUCUAUUACAUGUUAUUUGUUUGGCUUUUUAGUUUGUAUUUGUGGGUGAGAAUUAUGUCUGCUGUCAUGUACUUAUAAUGAUGGCAUUGAAGUUUAUGUUUUAAAUAAUUAAUUACAUGAAUGUUUUACAUGUUUGUUUGAGGUAUAAGAAUUUUAAUUAUUCUUAGAA